This is a messenger RNA of Epinephelus fuscoguttatus (brown-marbled grouper), 2695 nucleotides long. RefSeq names its product protein phosphatase 3, catalytic subunit, beta isozyme (gene ppp3cb). The record is from RefSeq and is a predicted model, not a curated record. Gene Ontology annotation, molecular function: calmodulin binding; calmodulin-dependent protein phosphatase activity. NCBI's taxonomy places the organism in Eukaryota, Metazoa, Chordata, Actinopteri, Perciformes, Serranidae. The transcript is spliced from 14 exons. The coding region runs from base 288 to 1841 and encodes 517 amino acids. Gene Ontology annotation, biological process: calcineurin-NFAT signaling cascade. Gene Ontology annotation, cellular component: cytoplasm; cytosol; calcineurin complex.
UCCCUCCCCCCCUCAAAUAACAAAUUCGGGAUCCAAGCAUGCCACAACAGCAGCUAGGUAUCCGCCUAUCCUCCCCCAAAGUCACCGCAGGCGCAGCAGCAGGCUUCCCCCGUCCGAGAGAGCACGGAGACUCCACCGAGUGAUGCCACUACUGCAGCAAGAAAAGCACCCAGCAACCGCGCAUAUUCUCGACGCCUGCCGGAGGACCCGACUCCACAGUCUCGGCCCUUGACAGAAGAGAGAGCCCCCCCACUCCCCCUCGGCUCCGUUCCCGUCCCGACUCCAGGAUGUCCGACAGCAACGCAAGUCCCGCCGACCGGGUGAUCAAAUCGGUCCCCUUCCCCCUGGCCCACCGGCUUACCAUGAAGGAGGUGUUUGACGCCGAAGGCCGGCCGCGGGUGGACCUGCUCAAAGCUCACCUUACCAAGGAGGGCCGACUGGAGGAGGCCGUGGCCCUGCGCAUCAUCGAUGAGGGCGCCGCUAUCCUGCGCCAGGAGCGCACUAUGUUGGACAUUGAGGCGCCAGUCACGGUGUGUGGAGAUAUCCAUGGCCAGUUCUUCGACCUGAUGAAGCUGUUUGAAGUGGGAGGUUCUCCUGCCAACACACGCUACCUCUUCCUAGGGGACUAUGUGGACAGGGGCUACUUCAGUAUUGAGUGUGUGCUAUACCUGUGGUCACUGAAAAUCCUCUACCCAAAGACACUCUUUCUUCUACGGGGAAACCAUGAAUGUAGACAUCUGACAGAAUAUUUCACCUUCAAACAAGAAUGUAAGAUCAAGUAUUCAGAGCAGGUGUAUGACUCCUGCAUGGAGGCGUUUGAUUGCCUGCCCCUGGCAGCCCUGAUGAACCAGCAGUUCCUGUGUGUGCACGGAGGGCUUUCACCAGAGAUUCACACGCUGGACGACAUCAAGAAGUUGGACCGGUUCAAGGAGCCCCCAGCAUUUGGGCCCAUGUGCGACCUGCUGUGGGCCGACCCCCUGGAAGACUUUGGCAAUGAGAAGACCCAGGAGUACUUUGGCCACAACACAGUCAGAGGCUGCUCCUAUUUCUACAGUUACCCAGCAGUGUGCGAGUUCCUACAGACCAACAACCUGCUGUCAAUCAUCAGAGCGCAUGAAGCACAGGAUGCUGGGUACCGUAUGUACAGGAAGAGUCAGACUACAGGUUUCCCCUCCCUCAUCACAAUCUUCUCCGCUCCAAACUACCUGGAUGUCUACAAUAACAAAGCUGCGGUGCUGAAGUAUGAGAACAACGUGAUGAACAUCCGUCAGUUCAACUGCUCUCCUCACCCCUACUGGCUGCCCAACUUUAUGGACGUCUUCACCUGGUCACUGCCUUUCGUGGGAGAAAAGGUAACUGAGAUGCUGGUCAAUGUCCUGAGUAUCUGCUCUGAUGACGAGCUCAUGAAUGACGGAGAGGAGAUCUUCGAUGCCAGUGCAGCAGCAGCCAGGAAAGAGGUGAUCAAAAACAAGAUUCGAGCCAUUGGGAAGAUGGCUAAAAUGUUCUCUGUUCUACGGGAGGAGAGUGAGAACGUGUUGACCCUGAAGGGACUGACCCCUACAGGCAUGCUGCCCAGUGGAGUGCUGUCUGGGGGCAAACAGACCUUGCAGAGCGCUACCAUUGAGGCCAUUGAAGCCAUCGAGACAGUUAAGGACGCUGAAGCCAUCCGAGGCUUCUCCCCGCAGCAUCGGAUCAGCAGUUUCGAGGAGGCCAAAGGUCUGGAUCGGAUCAACGAGAGGAUGCCUCCGCGACGUGAUGCCGUCAACAGCGUGGGCCUGUCAAUGGGCCGCAUGAACAUGGGCGAGCCCAAUGGGACCGACAGCAACAGCAAUAUACAGUGAUGGACAUACCCUCCCACAUACCCAGACACAUACCUGCAGUUACAACAACUCUCAUAUGGUACCAUAUUUAUAGAUACUUGUACAUAGGCAUAUAUACACAAGAAAAUGCACCACACAAACAUAGUAUUACAUACACUGAAUGGGCUACAGACAACAUCACACACACAUGCAAUCUCUCACACACACACACACACACACACACACACACACAAUUAUCUACCCCAUUCCCGUUGCCCUCAGCUGUAUGUAAAGGCAUGAGCGUACCCGGACUAUACCACCAAAGGCUGAAUCUCUUCACUGAACUGAUGGGCCCUAUAUAAAGAACUACAACUCCCAUGUACCUGCACAACAACAGGAAAGAAACAACAAAAACACUCCCCAUGCAAAACAGGAGGAGCUGCUGUUACACACACCAUGUAUGUUGGGGAUCAACAGUGGGUUGACAGUGUCAGCAUGACAUGGCUGUCCGUGGUGUGUGCUGUGUCAGGCGGGGUCAAGAGUUUGCACGGAAGAUGGGGGUGGCAAUCAGGGGCGGGGGCGUUAAAGAUAUGUAUGCUUCUUUUUCCUGUUUGCAAACAGGGAGUGGAACCAAACUUGCGAUAGGUUGAUUUUAUAGAGUCGUGGAUAUGCCUGCCUGCGUGUGUGCACAUGCUUCAACAUGUAAAUGUCCGUGCAGUUAUAUUUGAAUAUGUGUUUGCAAACACGAGCUGAUCUCGCCAUCAGCCAGCGAGAAAAUUUUUGAUGUGUGGUGUGGUAUCUGUUGCCAAGAGAUGUGUGGAGAUAAUCUCAGCUGCAGUCUAAUCUGAGCCCUCGCUGUCCUUUUCUUCUCGGGAGGAGAUUCCCGUUUGCUUUUG